UAAAAAUUGCAUUACAUGGAAUAUCAUUAUAAAAUAUAUUUAUUUAUAUAUUUUUUUAUCUAUUGUAUAAAUUCAGUCGGGGUGUUGUCAUGGAAGUAUCUCGUUGUGUUUAACUAAAGCACCGACGACGACAAGCUAUUCCAUUGAUUUUUUUGUGGCAUAUAUAAAUUUUUUUUUUUUUUUUUUAGAGGGUGAGUUAUAAGUCACACAUGCGCGGUUAUAAAUUUGGAUAACUCAGUUUUUGUCAUUGAGGGUAAAAAGCAGGACCAAAGAACUUGUGAAACGAGACAAAUUUAAUAAAAUAUACAGUGUUUUUUGUUUAUUUGUUUUUAAUUUUUUUUUAGAUUUUAAAUCUACUCUAAUUGUUUAUUUAAUAAAUAUAAUUAUUUAUUGUAUAUUUAUGUAUAAUUUGUUGUAUUAUUCGUUAUGGUUGGCGCCUCAACUGGAAUUUAACUUGUUGCAUUUUUUUUACUCGUGAUAAUUUAAUUAAAGCACGUGCAAUGACAAGUGCAUUUAAUCUCAUAAUGACAAUAAAUAAUUUUGGAUAUUUUUCUAGUGACUCUUUUAAAUGGUCCUCGAGUGUGAUGUGAUGAUUUUUAUUAAUAGAAUAUUUUAAAUUUGUAUAUUUUCAAAAUACGCGCAAGCAUCCUCAUGAAAUCCACAUAUAAAAUAAGUGCAAUAAUUUUGACGAUAUUCAUAGAUUGAUAAAUUCAAAAAUAAUAAAAAAAAAAAAGAAUAAUAUAAUAUUUAAAAAUACGGAAAUAAUUAUAUUCAAGUGGCUCUAUUAUUUUGUAUUUAUCAUCAGAAGAAUCAUCAGGUUGAUUGCGUGUUUUUAAUCAGUUCAUCUAGGCAAGUUACCCUUGGAAAUAAAAAAAUAAAUCAAUUAAAAUGUAUGGAUUAAUUUUGGAAAAUUUGGCCGAGUAUAUAAGGCAAGUUUAUGGUGAAGAAAAAUGGGAAGAAAUACGUCGACAAGCAUCAGUUGAUCAACCAAGUUUUAGUGUUCAUCAAGUUUAUCCAGAAAAUUUAAUUCCACGUCUUGCUAAAAAAGCAAUGCUUGUUCUUGGUAUAACAGAGAGAGAAUUUUUUGAUCAAAUGGGUGUACAUUUUGUUGGUUUUGUUGGACAAUAUGGAUAUGACAGAGUACUCUCUGUUCUUGGUCGUCAUGUACGUGAUUUUUUAAAUGGCCUUGAUAAUCUUCAUGAAUAUCUUAAAUUUUCUUAUCCUCGAAUGCGAGCACCAUCAUUUAUUUGUGAAAACGAAACACGUCAAGGCCUGACCCUUCAUUAUAGAAGUAAACGUCGUGGUUUUGUUUAUUAUACAAUGGGACAAAUACGUGAAGUUGCACGACAUUUUUAUCACAAAGAAUUACAAAUUGAACUUGUUCGAGAAGAAGUAUUAUUUGAUACUGUUCAUGUUACAUUUCAAUUGACAUUUGAUAAUCGUGCAUUUACAUUUGCAUCAAUGGCAAUGACUAGAGAAGAAAAACACUUGCCAAUUGGUGCAUCAGUAUUAUUUGAAAUAUUUCCAUUUUGCAUUGUUUUUGGAUCAGAUAUGGUAGUAAGAAGUAUUGGAAAUUCAUUAAUGGUUAUACUACCUGAUUUAGUUGGUAAAAAAAUAACUCACUGGUUUGAUUUAGUACGACCAUUGAUUGCAUUUAAAUUUCAAUCUAUAUUAAAUAGAACAAAUAAUAUAUUUGAGCUUGUAUCAGUUGAGCCAGUACUUACUGAACGUCCAGCUGAUAGAAAAAGAAAUGCAGUAAUGCUCAGUGAUGAUAGUAUGACAUCACCAGAUGAUAAAACUCUUCGUUUAAAAGGACAAAUGAUUUACAUGGAUAAUUGGAGAAUGAUGAUGUAUCUUGGUACUCCUGUUAUGCCUGAUUUAAAUGCUCUUAUUGCAACUGGUCUUUACAUUAAUGAUCUUUCUAUGCAUGAUUUUAGCAGAGAUUUAAUGUUGGCUGGUACACAACAAUCUGUUGAAUUAAAACUUGCUCUUGAUCAAGAACAAUUGAAAAGUAAAAAAUUAGAAGAAUCAAUGAGAAAAUUAGAUGAAGAAAUGCGACGUACUGAUGAAUUACUUUAUCAAAUGAUACCAAAACAAGUUGCUGAUCGUUUACGUAAUGGUGAAAAUCCAAUUGAUACUUGUGAGAUGUUUGAUAGUGUGUCAAUAUUAUUUUCUGAUGUUGUUACAUUUACUGAAAUAUGUAGUCGUUUAACACCCAUGGAAGUUGUGUCAAUGCUCAAUGGCAUGUACUCACUUUUUGACACUCUCACUGAGAGAAAUCGUGUCUACAAGGUUGAAACAAUUGGUGAUGCAUAUAUGGUUGUAUCAGGUACACCAGCAAAAGAGAUUGAUCAUGCAGAUCGUGUUUGUGAUAUGGCCCUAGACAUGGUUGAGGCAAUUACAGACUUGACUGAUCGUUCAACUGGUAAUCAUUUGCAAAUACGAGUUGGUAUACAUAGUGGUGCUGUUGUUGCUGGUAUUGUUGGAUUAAAAAUGCCACGUUAUUGUUUAUUUGGUGAUUCAGUUAACACUGCAUCAAGAAUGGAGGCAACAAGUGAAGCAAUGCAAAUUCAUAUAUCAGAAUCAACUAAAGAAUUAUUAUCACCAUCUUACAAAGUUAAAGAACGUGGUGAAAUACAAGUCAAAGGAAAAGGAUCCAUGAAAACAUAUUGGUUGGAAAAAAGAUCAUCAAGAUCAUAUGUUACAAAAAAUAUAUCAAUACAAGAUCCACCACAUUGGAUAAGUCAAUCAGCUGGAAUUCGACAUAGAUCAUUUUCAAAACAAGGUGCUACUGUUACAAAUUUAUCAUCUGUUAAUAAAUUACCUGAUAAAAAUACUGAUGAAAUAGAUAAAUUAUCAGUAUCAAGAACAUCAACACCAACACCAUUUAGUUCACCAUGCUUAGCUCAAGAUGAACGAAGAGUUUAUACACCAAUAACAAUACAAGAUUUUUCAAGAAGAUCUGUUGGUAGUUCGCCAAUUAAACAACCUGAUGACAGAGAAUACCGAUCAAAUUCAACGGGUGAAGUAUCAUCAAAAAUUUGUAAUCCAGCAGUUAUAUUUGGCUCACUUUUAAGUGACACUGAGGAACAUUUUCGUUUGCAUCGUGAUAGUACGUCUUCCAGGGAUCAUGAAUCCCCAACAGUUCAUAUCAAACCUGAUAUUAAACAUAAUGUAACAAAUGUUUUAUCAGAAAAUAAUAAAGUCAAUAAAUCUUUUCAUGAUACAAAUCCAAUAAAUUUAGCAGCAUUUUGUCCAGUAGCUAUGGAUGAUGGUGGAUCAAUUGACAAUUCACAGUUACUUGUUAGACAUGAUCAAUGCUGUCCUGGUUUUGUAAUAUCAAAAGGUGGUAAACCCAGAAAUCAUCCUACCAAUUGUAGUAUUUGUUGAAUUUAACAAUGAUAAUAAUAAAAAUAAAUAUAUAAAUAUAAAUAAAUCUACAAAGAACAAUUUGUAUGAUAUAAAAUUUGUGUUAUAACUUAUAAAAUACUGACUUGUAUUAACUAUAUGACAAUAAAUGUUGAUUAAAAUUUAUUUAAUAA
Molecule: messenger RNA, 3542 nt
Organism: Aphidius gifuensis
Lineage: Eukaryota; Metazoa; Arthropoda; Insecta; Hymenoptera; Braconidae
Gene: Gyc88E
Product: soluble guanylate cyclase 88E
Exons: 12
Coding region: 889-3390 (833 amino acids)
Biological process (GO): cGMP biosynthetic process; response to oxygen levels; nitric oxide-cGMP-mediated signaling
Cellular component (GO): guanylate cyclase complex, soluble
Molecular function (GO): heme binding; guanylate cyclase activity; oxygen sensor activity
Source: RefSeq, a predicted model, not a curated record